Molecule: messenger RNA, 2988 nt
Organism: Capra hircus (goat)
Lineage: Eukaryota; Metazoa; Chordata; Mammalia; Artiodactyla; Bovidae
Exons: 1
Coding region: 462-1253 (263 amino acids)
Source: RefSeq, a predicted model, not a curated record
GCCAGCUGAACCCAGAGAACUUGUGGCAGACAGCUGCAGAAGGCUCUCAUCCCCUGGAUCAACCUUCCUGUUGCCACAGAAAGGGUUCUUCCGGGGAUGUGGUCCACUCUCCCCAAGAUAUGCCUUCUCCCAGGGAUGCCCAUUCUUCUCCUCAGGAUAAGACACUGCUUUCUCAAAGGGAAGUUUCAGAGACUAUAGGAAAAGUUAUUCUUCCACUCAGACCUGCACUGAAUGACGUAAAAGCUAUAUUACAAAAGCUACUUAGAAAAGCUUGGUUGAGUGAUCCAGCUGGGCUGGAAGUAGUUUCUGGAGAAGUAAAAAUAGAAUUUCCUAAAGGUGUAUGGGUAGAAAGUAGUGCCCCCGAUUCUCUGGGAGUUAUCCCACAGACAACGGUGGACAGCACAGCUUCAGACAGAAAGGAUUUUUAGUCCUCCAGUGUAGUUUCUGAUGAAACUCGUAAAAUGGGAUCUUAUUUAGCUGCCCAGACGUCUCCAUCAGACCAAACCCUUAGCUCAUUUGCUUCUACUCUUGCUCAGUACGGCAAAGAGUUACCUCAGGAAGUGACAGAAAUUGUGAGGGAAAUGACUAUUCAGCCUAAAUCAGAGCCCCUUGAAUUCAGUGUUGCCUUAGAAAAACUACUAAAGGAAACAACUGAAACCCCUUGCACAAAAUAUGACAGUGAUACAAGGGGUCUUUAUUCGUCAGAGUUAGUAGGUAUUACUGAGGUGCCCAGGCAAGCUGCUUCUGAAUUCCAUCCUGAGAAAAUAAAAGAAACAGUAGAAAAGUCUGAGGCUCCAUCAACUACUGAGAGUGCUUUUGAUAUUGGUUUGGAGAGACUCCUUAAAGAAACAUCUAACAGUCCUUCUUAUCAGCCCCAAGUGUCAGUGAAGGAAGAAUAUCCUGAAGAGGAGCCAUUAGAGGCAAAGCAGGCCAGGUGUUGGGGGAGAGUGUCCCCUUUUCACUGGUCAGUCUCAGGGGCCUUGGAAAUCAAACAUAAGAGUAAUGUAUUCAAAUCUCAAGUCAACCAACGUGAUAGAGUGUUGGGAAGACACAAAGCUAUGACUGGCUUUUCAGAUCUCUGUGGUUCUGAAAGUGGGGCUGACAUCCCUGGAGCCUCACAACUUUCCGUGGACCAUGAAGUAGGGACCACAGACACUAUAAACCCCCCAGAGGAGAGGGAUAGUGAAAGUGAGGUUGCAGUGGUUCGAGAAAGAGCUUUUCAGGAGCCUGGUUUCAAAGAGGCUCCUGAAUGAAGCAAUUACUGUGCCCAGAAAUAGGCAACCCGUUCCUCUCCUGACAAAGAAAACUCUGCAAAAACAAGUCAAGUUGAGUUGAUUCUGGGAUCACCGUUUAAGAGACUAGAGAAAAAGGAAGAAAAAGGUUUCUCUGACUAUGAUUUUUCAGACGGAAACAUUGGUUCUAAUGCAAAAAGCUGGAGAAACACCUCCAGUGAGCGUUUUGAGGUUUUUCACUGAUUGGUUAAUGAGUUGAUUUAUGUAAUGCUGACUUAAAGAAUGAUAUAGUUUUAAAAACUGGGAUUAAUUUGAUAAUCCCAAAUGGUGCUAAAUUCAUCUUUGUACUUCAGUUCUCCCUAGAUUUUCUUGAUAAAAAGCUACAUUUCCUGUUAUAUUCUUUAAUCAAAUGAGUUACAUAGAGAUAGUGUUACCCAUCAGGCAGUGUUUCAGAAUCUGAUUUUAUUCUCACUGAUCAACGAUAGAAUUUUCAGAUUCCAAAAAUAUCUUUUAAAGAACUUUUGGGGUUUAGAGAGUACCUCUGAGACAUCCAAGCGAGCUUUCCUGUUGGAAAGAAUUAGAAUUUCCUAAUUGGCAGUCCACGCAGCAGGCUCCAGUAAGAUUUGCGGCAAGAAAGUGCUGCAGGUGGGCAUAGAUUGCCCUCUUAGGAGCAACAUGUUUCCACAGUGGUGGCUGAGUACCAGGAACAAGGUGCAGGGCUGGAGCUUGCCCUCAGAUACUGUGAACUGUUGUGGGAUUUGUUUUUUCAUUUUCUCUUUUUUUGCUGCUCUCUCCCUCCUGUUUCCAAUUACCUGCAUAAUCCUCCCUUCUAGGCUGUGACUCAGUGUGAUGACUUCACCUGACCCCACCUAAGGAAGGGCCUGGCCUGGCCUGUGCAUUUCUUUGGCUCAAGCUUUAGCUGAGUGGAGAAGAUCUUCAUCAAUUACCAUAUUCCUCUAAGUGGACUUGGGAUACUGGUUUCAGCCAGGCUCCCAAAGAAAGGGCUUGUCUCAGUUUGCUCUUUGGAGCAACGUGACUAUUUUAGGAGAGAAAGCCAGGAACAAAUGGGGAUUAGAAGUCACCUGGUUAGAGUGAUGAAAUAAUAAAGGAUGCUCCCCGGUUGGAACAUUUUAAUCAAAGUUGCACAACAACUAGUGUUGAUCACCUUCCUCAGUAGAAAAUUAAUAGAAUGUGUCAUUUCCUAGCUCCCUUCGGUCUCAGUAAGAACAAAUGAGCUUCACUGAGUGGCUCAUUUGUGAGGUUUGGGUUUCUUUGCAAAUAACCAUAGGGCCUCUUAUUGAAAACUGACCAGGGAAUCCAUCUAUAAUCCUAGUUAAUGAAGCUGAAGCCUCUUUAAUAUUUGUAACUAGUGGGAAAAGGAAAGUGAAAUACCAGUCUCUGCAAGAGUAUAAGUCAGUAUCUUAAACUUAUCGAAGUAGACUUAACCAAGCUACCCCAUGAAUUACUAGGGUAAAUGGGCCUAUAUGAGGUGAAGGCUUGUAAAUUUACACUGAAGUUUGAAGACUGUUCCUGAAUGUGUAUAGCUGUUUUAAGUAUACCAGCACAACUGAUUGAACAGCAACAAACCUAUCUCAAAAAUAAUCAAUAUAAAUGAUUACCCAGACAGAGCGCAGAGAUUUUAAAGCCAAGUAGGAGGUAUAAAAUGGUGCACGGAGUGUGUGUGUGUUCAGUCAUGUCUGACUCUUUUGCGACCCCACGGACUAUAGCCUACCAGGCUUCUCCGCCCGUGAUAUUU